CAGUGCCUUGAUUAGCCACUUUGACGUCGUCACAAUCUAUAUAUAGACCGUUUCAAAGCUGUUAUCUUGAUAUAAAGAAAAAUUAAUGGUUGGGCAACCUGAAACUUUAUUCAAUUCGAGACCGUUUCAAACAAGAAACGGAUAUAUAUAGCUAGAGUGACUUCUCUUACAUUUUAAAAAAAACAUUUCUUAAUAAAGAUGACGGAUAAUUAUGCCGCAGUUCGUGCAUUAUUAGGCAUUUAGAGAUGGUUUGGUUCUAAGUCAGAGCGCUUUCCCUGACAUGGCCACUUUAUUUCGAUUUUAGACGUCCGAGACUGAGAUUAUUGAUGCCUGAACCUGCCUGGUACGGGUCUCAAUCAAACAGGCCUUUUAGUUCCCGCGCUUCCGUUCAGGCCCCACGAGGACGUGAAAACUUAUCCGUGCCGCGCUGCGCACACGUCCCUUUUACCCUUGUCUGAACAAGUCCGCCGCUUCGUGACGCUACAAAUAGUUAGAGCACGGCCGAUCGAGGAACCAUCGUCCGAGUUCUGAACACCACCAUCUCGUGUCACUCCCUAGUAACCAUUAAUUCACUUGGCCAGUCCCGCUCCACGCACGCACGCACAGACAUGGGCAACACCGUGCCGCCGCGCGCGUCCCGCGAGGCCACCGGCACCGGCCGGAGGCUCGCCGGGACCGGGGGCAGGCGCUCCGUGAACGCCGUCGUCACCGAGGCGCCGCCUCCUGCCACGCCGAGCCGCCGCGUGGUGGUGGCCACGGCGCGCAAGCAGGGGUGGGACGACGAAGGCGACGUUGAGGAGGAGGAAACGGCGCGCGCGGGGCGUCCUCGUGCAGGAAGUGCUCUGCGGGCGGCUGCUGGUGGCGACGGCGCGGCCCCAACAACUCCGGCCGUGACCGCGGCCGGCAAGGUGCUGACGGUGAAGAUCGUGAUGAGGAGGAAGGACGCGGAGGCGCUGGUGGCGAUGCUGGUGAAGCUGAAAGCGCGGGAGCGCAAGGCCAGGAUGGCCGAGCUCGAAGGCGAGCUACGGACCGGGAGCUGCGGCGGUGGAGGCCGCGCCCACGCGAGCCCGGCAUGGAGCCGGGACGCGCGGAGGCCCAUGCUCCCGCCGAUUAAGGAGAACGACAGGUUUGAGCGCAUCACACCAGUGGCGUGCAUGACACCACUAGCUUGAUGAGUGCUGGAGUCGGGACGUGAGCAAGUUGUUAGCUACCUAAGUACGUCUCCUAAGCCACAGUUAGCCGUUUCAGGUGAGGAGUGUGUAUGAUGCGUUGCCGUUGCUCAUCACCCGGCGGCCAUGCAUGUCUGUACAUAUAUAGGAUAGGAGUGUAUUGUGGAAAGAGGUGGCAACUAGUGCUUGAUCAGAUUUACAAUUCUCUUCAGUACGUAUAUAUAUUUAGACCUUCGUAUAUAUAUAUACCUGGUGGUUCACUACCAA
Sorghum bicolor (sorghum) is the source of this 1436-nucleotide messenger RNA. RefSeq lists its product as uncharacterized. The record is from RefSeq and is a predicted model, not a curated record. NCBI's taxonomy places the organism in Eukaryota, Viridiplantae, Streptophyta, Magnoliopsida, Poales, Poaceae. The transcript has a single exon. Bases 609 to 1172 code for a protein of 187 amino acids.